CGUUUGUUUAUUUUUGAAUUUGAAUUCUUUGAAAGACUGUGACCGCUGUGUUUUGCUCGUGUUAUUGUUUCGUAAAAGCGAAUUAUUUACAGCAUUAGUGUUUUUGUGUUGCAAAAGUGUUGUUUACUUUGUGUUAAAUAAUAAUCGAAGUUACGAAAAAGAUAUCACACAACUAUGGAGAGAACACAAGCUUUUACCGUCGAAAACUUCAUAGGUAAUUGGAAUGGAGACUUUCCAAAUUAUCCAUUAACUGCCGCAGACCUGAAGAAGCCUCAUGCAGUGAUGGGCGCACUGUUCCAAGUGUUUGACAGGCUCGGUAUAGAUAGAGACGCUAUACUUUCUCCACCACCAGAAGAGAAUCGCAACGAGAACACCAUCUACUACUGGGACUUGCUCCCAGUCAUCAACAUGACACGCGUCAUCAACCACCUGGUGUCCGUAAUGCCGCAGGUUGACGCUACCAUCAGCGUCAUACACUUCCUACAGCCUACAGCUACUACGUCACAUUCUAUACUGCUACUACUGUUUAACUUGAUGGUGUUCAAUGAGGAACGGUUGAGGGAUAUUGCACCGCAUGAAGAGGAAUUGUUUGCUAAGACUGAUCAGGUCAAAGCUCUUGAGGAAAGGAAGAACAAGCUUCUAGAAAUGCUUAAUGACCAGGCUGAAGAGAAGGGAAAGCGUGCCGAGAGAUUAGAGAAGCUUGAUCAUGAUAUAAAAUCAUAUGAGGAAGACUUAAAACAAGAGAAGGAGGUUCAUGAUGAAGAGAAACUGGAGUUGGAAGCUCUAUUAAAGGAGAACCGACAGACUGAGAUGCUGUUGGAACAGAAGAAAACUCAUAGAGAUGCAUUGGUUGCUGAAGUGGCUAGGAAGAGGGCAUUGAGGGUAUACGACGCUGACGACAUACGAGCUCAAGCCGAGCAGGCCGCACAGAACGUACAAGAAGCAGAAGAGAAACUAAACUCCUUGCGAGCCACUCUCAUGCAGAAGGAAAACAGUCUCAAGAACUUGCAGAACAUUAAACCGAACCUUGACACGGCUAAUAACUUGUUACAUGAGAUCAUGAAGCUAUCUGAUAGUCUAAAGGACUUUGAGUCGGGCGACUUAGACUCUGACAGUAAGGAGGGUGAGCUGGACGUCCUCAACACUGAGCUGGGCGAGCUGCAGGCGCAGCUGAGCGAGCUGCAGGCCGCGCGCGAGCAGGCCGCGCGCCAGCGGGCCGCCGCCGGGGACAGGAGGCAGCAGGACAAGAACCUCGCGCUAAGUGCUUUACGUGAAGCAGAAGAAAAGGACAGGAAACUUCGAGAACGUUCUAAAAAGGCCCAACAACGUACUGAGGAGAUUAAGGAACUGACGACCAAUUACGAGGCUCAGAAGAACGCGGGCCUCGAGGAACUAGCCAGUAUCAAGAACGACUUCUGUAAUGACUUGAAGGCUGUGGACGAAUUGUUACUGAAGAAAGCUGUAGAAGCAGAGAAAAAAGUUCAAGAUAAACUGAAAAACCGAUAUAUUUAAGAAAGCUUUAGUUUAAGUAUGUUUUAGUGCUGGACACUGCCUUUAUAUCCUCAUAAUUAUAAUGUAGAUAUCUUCAUCAAUUGAAAUUGGUCCUUAUUUCAGAUCAAUAAAGUUCAUUAUAAUAAUUGGCCAUUUUCACUGAUGUGACUGCAUCAUCCAAAUGAAAUAAUUUACUUAUAAGAAAAUAAAAUGUAUUAUUAACAGGUA
Molecule: messenger RNA, 1719 nt
Organism: Trichoplusia ni (cabbage looper)
Lineage: Eukaryota; Metazoa; Arthropoda; Insecta; Lepidoptera; Noctuidae
Product: chromosome partition protein Smc-like
Exons: 9
Coding region: 175-1512 (445 amino acids)
Source: RefSeq, a predicted model, not a curated record